This is a messenger RNA of Cyprinus carpio (common carp), 3002 nucleotides long. RefSeq names its product pentraxin-related protein PTX3-like (gene ptx3b). NCBI's taxonomy places the organism in Eukaryota, Metazoa, Chordata, Actinopteri, Cypriniformes, Cyprinidae. Gene Ontology annotation, biological process: innate immune response. Gene Ontology annotation, molecular function: complement component C1q complex binding. The transcript is spliced from 3 exons. The coding region runs from base 67 to 1410 and encodes 447 amino acids. The record is from RefSeq and is a predicted model, not a curated record.
AGUGGGUUUUUCCAGGCACACGAGGAACAACAGAACAUCUGAUUUACUUCAAAAUAAUCUGAUUACAUGCAGGGGCAGACUAACAUACACACCAGCAUUAACAUCAGAAUGUAUGCGCCCCGGGCCCUGCUGGCCCUCUGCCUGCCCUGCUUUUUUAGUGGGAAUGUGUUUGGUUAUGAAUAUGGAGAGGAUUACUCUGAUUCCUACUAUAAUGAAAUCUCCAAUGGUGAACGCCUGCAAACAGGAGCAACACAAAUUCCCUGUACGCCUCAAGACCUCUCACGCUGGAACAAACUUUUCAUCAUGCUGGAGGACUCUCAAAUGAAGCAAGACAUGCUCUUGCAUCAGAAUGAAGACAUGGUUAAGGUGGAGGUGGACUCCAUACAGAAGGAGCUCCAUAAGCUUAACAACAACAAAGCAUGUGUCCAAGCCUCAGAAAACACCUGUAAAUGUAUAAGUGAGCAGAUGAACGGCAAUCUGAAUAAAGCCAUGGAGCAGCUCAGAGAGGCUGCAGAUACUUAUCAAGCCCAAAACAAUGAGACGCUGCAGCAGCUCAUUCAUUUCAGCAAGAACCAGGCCACACGUCUCACCAAACUGGAGAGCAGCUCACUGCUGGGAGCAGGUCUUGGGCAAGUGGCCAUGAAGUCUUUUCUCGCUUAUCCAAAGGAACAAGAAGCAAGCAAUGCAGAUGGCGGGAAGCUGGAGAGAGCGCUUAUGGCCACCGUUGCGGAUCUCCAAAGGGUACAUGCCCAGCUGGCUCUUUUCCAACGAGCAAACGGCACAUCGAUUUCUGGCUGUGAAAUGGCUUUAUUAUUUCCAAUGCGCUCCAAGCACAUCUUCGCAGAGGUAAUACCCUCCAUGUCCAUGUCCCUACAAUCAUUCACCAUCUGUCUGUGGGCCAAAGUUACUCAGACUCUGAAUAAAACAGUGCUUUUCUCUUACGGAACCAAGAAAAACCCUCAAGAGCUCCAGCUUCUUUUGGCAAGACACUCGGUGCUCCUCACGGUGGGCGGUGAGACCCAUCUAGUGGAAGCUCACAGCGUAGUAACAGAUGGGCAGUGGGGACACUUCUGUGCAGCUUGGAGCUCAGAGCAGGGGCUGGCCACUUUGUGGGUGAAUGGAGAUAAUGUUGCCAGAGUGCCUGGAGUAGCUGAAGGGCACGUAUUGCCCAGUAAUGGGUUCAUUCUGCUCGGGCAAGAGCGCAGCCGCUCAGGUAUCUACAGAGAUCUGGACUCAUCAGUUGCGUUCACUGGAAAAAUGACAGGGGUGAACAUGUGGGACCAUGUGCUGGAUGCAGGGAGGAUUAAAGAGUACGCCAAUCAAGAUGGAUCCUGUGAUAGCCGUGGGAAUGUGAUUGGAUGGGGUGUUUCAGAGAUCAUUCCACAUGGUGGCUCUCAGUAUAUCAACUGAGACUGCACCAAUAUACAUUGCAAUAUAGUUUUGUACAUUAAGUAAUAUUACAUUGUAUAUCAUCAAUGAUCUUGUAUUUACCUUCUUUUUCAUUCCAAAUAAAAAGCACUGCUAAAAGGAGUAGUUCUCCCAAAACAGAAAAUGUGCUGUUUACUCACCCUCAGGCCAUCCAAGAUGUAUGGGACUGUCUUUCUUCAGUAGAAAAGUAAAGAAGAUUUUUAGUUGAACCCAUGAUCCCUUGUGGUUCAUAAAACACGAGUCAAGAGUACCGUACUUUAAGAGAAAAAAAGAAGAUACAAAUGAAAAUAAAUGCCGUGGCUCCUGAUGAUAUAUUGAGGUUUUACGAAGUGAAACUUAUUACUUAUCCAUUCAGGUUCAGAGCAAUUGUUUCACUUCAUAAGACUUCAAUAUAUCAUUAGAAGACACAAUUUGAAGAAUUAAUUUAGUUUUUCUGUAACCACUUUUUUUUUACUCUUAAAGUGUCAUUACCUAUUGACCUAUAUUUUAUGAAUAACCAAGGACCACGGUUUCAGCUAAAAAUCUUCUGUACUGUUCUUUUGAAGAAAGAAAGUCAAAAACAUCUUGAAAGGCCUGACGUUGUUUAAUUUUUGAGCGAACUAUUCCUUUAAAGGGAUAAUCUACACAAAAAUGAAAUUUCCAUAUCAUUUACUCACCCUUAUGUCAUAUAUGAUUUUCCCCCUGUGGAACACAAAUAUAUAUUUUGUUACAUCUCUCUGUGGGGCACAAUGAAAUUCUACUGUAUAGUCUUAAACAGCUGAAACAUUCUCCAAAAUAACUUAUUUUGUGUUCCACACAAGAAAUAAAAUAAAGCAUGACACAGAUUUCAUUUUUGGAUGAUUAUCUCUUUAACCUUAAAACACUGUACACUAAACCAAUUAAAAUGGUUUAAUGUUGUGUAUUCUUUUUUAAUUUUAGCUUUUAGUAGAAUUGCAUUACCAUGUAAAUAAAUUAGUUAAAUGAGUAAAAAGUUAAUAAAUUGAGUGGUGUGGCUCAGUGGGGAUAAUUAAUGGACUACAAAUAGAAGAAAUGUUUCUCUGUUGUUCCAAAUGACAUGACUGUUUACAUUGGUCACCAAUGAUUCAAAACAGAUUUUCCCUCUUCUAUAGUUUGGUAAUUUACAAUCUUUGUGGCGUAUUACUGCAUAGGUGUUGCUCAUGACUAUUGCCAGUUGUUCCAGUCUGACCACAAAUAAUAUAAAAUGAACUCAAACAAGGCGUGUGCUUUAACCAUAGUGACAGUAACUCUAAAAUGACACCCACAUGUGUACAUGUAAUGAUUGUUACAAUGAGCAGUAUUUUCCAGUGGUUUGUGAGACAUACAGUCAGAAUAGCCCUCCCAUGUUAAAUGACCUAACUUUGUCCUGUCAACCUAAAAAUAGGCUAUAUUUAACCAUAUUAUUUAUUAUGAAGGCCUACCAUGUUAAAUGACCUAACUUUGUCCAGUCAAAAAAUAGGCUAUAUUUAACCAUAUUAUUUAUUAUGAAGGCCUACCACAUCAGUAUCAAUGACUUUAAAAGUUGAUGUAUAUCACUUGCUAUUUCUGUAUUACAAUAAUAACUGUAUCAUAAAAAU